AUGCCAUCCGAAGACCUCCAGAUCCCAUUAGCCUUCCUCGAUAAGAUCUCCCCUCGCGGGUUGGAGACCAUUAAGAAGGUAAAGCACUUUGUAGAGACCGAGUGCAUCCCAGCCGACGAGGUAUAUCUCGGGCAGCUUUCGACCGACCCAGCAACCAGAUGGUCGGUCAUUCCUCCAAUCAUCGAGGAGUUGAAGGCUAAGGCCCAGAAGUUGGGCUUGUGGAACUUGUUCUUGUGCAACAACUACGAGGAGUAUGGUGCCGGUUUCACCAACUUGGAGUACGGUUUGAUGGCUCAACAAUUGGGUCGUAGCCACACGGGACCAGAAGCUACCAACACCGCCGCACCAGACACAGGAAACACGGAAUUGCUCGUGAAAUACGGAUCUGUGUACCACAAGGAAAAAUACUUGAAGCCGUUGCUUGAGGGGAAAAUCAGAUCUGCGUUUCUCAUGACCGAAAAGGGAACCUCCUCCUCUAAUGCGUUGAAUAUCUGCUGCUCCGCUGUCAGAAAGGGCGACAACUUUGUGCUCAACGGUGUCAAGUGGUUUGCGUCCGGUGCAGGCGACCCAAGAGCCGCCGUCUGGUUGACCAUGUGCCAGACCGCCCAGGGGGACCUCCAAGGUCCAGCCCAGUACACGAAGCACUCAGUGCUUGUGUUGGACGUUGCCAGAGCACUUGCCUCUGGCCGCGCCAAAGUUAUCCGUCCGUUACAAGUGUUUGGGAUGGACGACGCUCCUCACGGACACUGCGAGAUUGUCUUUGACAACUAUGUUGUGCCGGUGGAAAACGCGGUUUUAGGGUCGGUCGGCCAGGGUUUCGAAAUUAUCCAGAGUCGUUUGGGGCCAGGUCGCAUCCAUCACUGCAUGCGAGUGAUUGGUUUGGGCGAGCAGGCAUUGCUUCACGCCUACCACCGAGCUUCGAACAGAAAAAUUGCGGGCGAUUAUCUCAGCAACUCGGAGACCUGGAGAUACGCCUUCGGGGAACACAAGAUAACGUUGGAACAGUGCCGUAUGUUGGUGUUGAACGCCGCUCAUGCAAUCGAUCACUACGGUGUCGCUAAGCACGCCCAGAGGGACAUUGCCAUGGCCAAGAUUGUGGCCCCAAGAGAGGUUAUCAAGAUUGUCGACUGGUGUAUCCAGGUCUUUGGUGCUGAGGGUGUUUCUCAGGACACCCCGUUGGCCAGAAUGUGGAUGCACUCCAGAACUUUGAGAAUCGCUGAUGGUCCGGAUGAGUCCCACUUGAACCAGUUCAGCAGAAACGAAUUGAGGAAGUUGAGAUACGUCAACGAUGCGUUUGCUGCAUCCGACCGCAAGACGAAGGAAUUGAUAGGUGCUGCCAAGUUGUAG
This is a messenger RNA of Babjeviella inositovora NRRL Y-12698, 1347 nucleotides long. RefSeq lists its product as uncharacterized. The record is from RefSeq and is a predicted model, not a curated record. The transcript has a single exon. The coding region runs from base 1 to 1347 and encodes 448 amino acids. NCBI's taxonomy places the organism in Eukaryota, Fungi, Ascomycota, Pichiomycetes, Serinales. Gene Ontology annotation, molecular function: flavin adenine dinucleotide binding; oxidoreductase activity, acting on the CH-CH group of donors.